AUGGACGACUCCCACACCAGGCAGUCGCUCAACCACCGCGCGUCGGAGCAGACGCUCAUCUCCCUGCUCGAGCUCGACCCGUCGCCGAUUGACUCGCCCACGCCGUCCGACGAGAAGCAGCUCCACGAGAGCAUCGAGACGGACGACUCAGACACCAUCAUGGCCAAGUCGUCCGACUCGGCGUCGCUCCGAACCACAGACGGCCCCGGCCUCGGCAACCACAGCGGGCACGGCUCCAUCUUCUACCUCUCCCGAAUCCAACGCUACUCCAGCUACGCCAUGUCCGUCUUCACCUCGCUGCACCUCGCCAACGUGUCCCUCAUCCCCGCGGUCCAGCGCUCCGUGCCCUCGUCCGAGACGUACCUGCUCAUGACGCGCGAGAUCUACCAGACGACGCUCGCCGAGCCGCUGCUCGUCGCGCUGCCCGCGCUCCUGCACGUCGGAUCCGGCAUCGCGCUGCGGCUGCUCCGGCGGCGGCAAAACAUGCGUCGCUACGGCGGCGCCACGCCCGCCAUGUACGCGCUGCACCGCUCGCAGACGGGCGCCGCGGCUAUGACGCUCUGGCCGCCUCUGAGCUACAUCUCCCUCUCGGGUUACGCAUUCACCAUCUUCUACGCCGCGCAUGUAUGCGUGAAUCGGGUGCUGCCGCUGGCGGUCGACGGGGACAGCUCGAAUGUCGGCCUAGCGUACGUAGCGCAUAGCUUCGCGAGACAUCCCGUAGUGGCGGGCGUGGCGUACGCGGGGCUGAUUGUGCUGGGCACGGGGCAUAUGGUCUGGGGCAUGGCCAAGUGGUGGGGGGUCGCGCCGUCGACGGAGGGCUGGCAGAGCAGUAGUGUGGUGGUGGACAAGAAGACGAAGAGGAGGCGGAGGAAUAGGUGGUUGCAGGUGCAGGGCGUGGUGCUGCUGGGGGUGGCGGCGUGGGCGGUUGGCGGGCUGGCGGUGGUGGCGAGGGGAGGGCUUCAGGAUGGAUGGGUGGGAAAGGUGUAUGAUGAUAUGCUUGCGAGAAUUGGGCUGUAA
This is a messenger RNA of Akanthomyces muscarius, 1017 nucleotides long. RefSeq lists its product as uncharacterized. The transcript has 2 exons. NCBI's taxonomy places the organism in Eukaryota, Fungi, Ascomycota, Sordariomycetes, Hypocreales, Cordycipitaceae. Gene Ontology annotation, cellular component: mitochondrial outer membrane. The record is from RefSeq and is a predicted model, not a curated record. Gene Ontology annotation, biological process: lipid homeostasis; mitochondrion organization. The coding region runs from base 1 to 1017 and encodes 338 amino acids.